Molecule: messenger RNA, 1682 nt
Organism: Impatiens glandulifera
Lineage: Eukaryota; Viridiplantae; Streptophyta; Magnoliopsida; Ericales; Balsaminaceae
Product: receptor-like cytoplasmic kinase 176
Exons: 6
Coding region: 146-1456 (436 amino acids)
Biological process (GO): protein phosphorylation
Molecular function (GO): ATP binding; protein kinase activity
Source: RefSeq, a predicted model, not a curated record
AUUCACAGUGUUCAUCUUUUUGGAUUCACCCAGAUUUCAAUAAAACCUAGCCCUUUCUUGGUGACUGACUGAUUCUUUUUCUGGAUGAGUUUUUCCUCCCCUUUAGGCGGCUUACACCUAAUAUUUGACAGAAAAAAGAACAGAGAUGCCGCUGGUUAUGAAAAGAAACAUAUGUUUUGGUUUCAUGGGUGGUUGUUUGAGCAAUCGAAUCAAGGCCGAGAGUCCAUCACAAACAGGAAGAGGAAAUUCAAAGUCGACAGGAAGUAAUCUUAGUAAUUUGAGUAUUAAAUCAACUUCCAUGUUACUAGCUCCUCGUAGUGAAGAUGAUAUAUUACAGUCUUGUAAUUUGAAGAAUUUCACAUUCUCUGAACUAAAAAACGCCACUAGAAACUUCCGGCCAGAUAGUGUUUUGGGUGAAGGUGGGUUUGGUUCUGUUUUUAAAGGAUGGAUCGAUGAACAUUUGUUGUCGGCUGCAAUUCCUGGUACUGGGUUAGUGAUAGCUGUUAAAAAACUUAAUCAAGAAGGUCUGCAAGGUCACAAGGAAUGGUUGGCUGAAAUUAACUACCUUGGUUUAUUGAAGCAUCCAAAUCUUGUUAAAUUGGUGGGUUAUUGUUUAGAGGAUGAUCAUAGACUUUUGGUUUAUGAAUUCAUGCCUAAGGGAAGCAUGGAGAAUCAUUUGUUUCGAAGUGAGUGUUCUUUUUUUCUUUGUAUAGAACGCGAAUUUGUGAUCCAUCUUGAUCUAAUUAUUGUUUUUGAUGGAAAAAUAGGAGGGUCUUAUUAUCAACCACUUUCUUGGAGCCUGAGAAUGAAAAUUGCUCUCGGAGCUGCAAAGGGGCUUGCUUUUCUUCAUGGAGAAGAUGCAAAAGUUAUCUAUAGGGAUUUCAAAACGUCUAAUAUCUUGCUUGACUCGAAUUAUAAUGCAAAACUUUCGGAUUUUGGGUUGGCUAGGGAUGGGCCAACGGGGGAUAAAAGUUAUGUCUCGACAAGGGUUAUGGGUACAUUGGGCUAUGCUGCUCCUGAAUAUGUAGCAUCAGGGCGUCUUACUACGAAGAGCGAUGUGUACAGUUUUGGAGUAGUAUUCCUAGAAAUGAUAUCGGGGAAGCGAGCGAUUGACAAGAACAGGCCAAACGGAGAGCAUAACUUGGUGGAUUGGGCUAAACCGAUUCUAAUGAACAAAAGGAGAAUAUUUCGAGUCCUUGAUGUUCGUCUAGAAGGUCAGUUUUCAUUAAGUCAGGCCAUAAAAGCGGGUAAUCUAGCCCUUGAGUGUCUUUCAAUGGAGCCCAAGUCAAGACCUAGUAUGGAUGAAGUGGUGGCCGAACUAGAGCAAAUUCAACGACAGAAUGAAGCAGAGGUUAGAAGCUUGCGAACUGCAGAUCAACCUAUUAGUGGCAGAAGAAAUAGUACUGGAGUUUCAACCACUGCUUAUCCAAGGCCUUCUGCAUCUCUGUAUGCCUAAUAACUGCAAAAAUCAAGUAUAAGUUUUGUUGUAUAAUUGUAUUGCAAGAACUAUAUAUAUAUGUGUACAGUUCUUAUUUUUAAGGUAAAUGUUUUUCAGAAUUCUUGGUCUGAGAGAUAUUUUGGCAACCCAAAUAAUAGUGUCAAAUGUCUGUAUAAUAUUUUAAGAUGACAAAUAAACAAAUGUAUAUCUUGGACACAUUCUAUGUAGUCAGCCAUGUUACAAG